Etheostoma cragini (Arkansas darter) is the source of this 2681-nucleotide messenger RNA. RefSeq names its product R-spondin 3 (gene rspo3). Lineage: Eukaryota; Metazoa; Chordata; Actinopteri; Perciformes; Percidae. Bases 857 to 1843 code for a protein of 328 amino acids. The record is from RefSeq and is a predicted model, not a curated record. The transcript has 6 exons.
CUCAUAGGGGGAGAGAGAGAGAGACAGAGAGACAGCAGAGGGCUGAAGUCAUCAGCCGGCCGGCAGGAGGGGAGUGAAUGGGUCCUGCACGCGAAGCAGAAAAGCGCUGAAACUGCGGAGAUUUCCUUGGGUUCAGUUGCCUGCCGCCGCCGACAGAGAGCUAGAGGAGGAGUGUGUUUGAAAGCCAAAAGAACUACGAAACCUUCCUUUUACACAUUUAUUUCGUCUUUACUAGUGUUGGUCCUGUGGUGGCUUUUCACUUUGUUUGUGCUUUAGAUGAUGCUGAGAUGAAGCCGAGACCCUCGGUGCGCCUGGCACAUUAGGGUAUCCACACACACCAGGACGCACGGCGCAUCUCCACUGAGUGAGACGGGAAGAGGGGGGGGAAAGGUCCAUUUGGAGUUGUGCACAUGGAUAUGAUAACGCAAACUCUUUGAGAGUCACGUUUACUCAUAAAUAAUAUUUACAUCCAUCUUUCUGACCUACACUAAUGAUUGGUUUUGCUGUCCCCCUGCGCACACCGUAUGAGAAUCCAGCUUUUUGGCGUGUUUGUUUGAUUUUUUGGAAGGCAUGGUCUUUAUCACAGCACGGAUAACGGAUCCCUGACUCCGUCUCGCUUUCUUGGCACAUAUGAGGAUCCUAUCCAGGAUGUUACAGUCUAAGCGGCCCAGGCAUCAUUGGGCCACCGUACACUACCAUCACCACAUAUCGCCACAUAGCUGGGGGUCCUGCUGUAUCUAGGAAUAAUCUACCCUCCUCACUCUGCCUCCGUCUGGGGGAAGAACACGGAAUCUUAUCCAAAAAGUGAUUUGGUAAACAUUGACAUUGGCUUUAAGAGUCUCAUCUCUGGGCUACUAUGCAAUUACAACUGAUCUCCUUUGCUUUGAUCAUCUUGCACUGCAUGGAUUACACUGGUUGUCAGCAGCACAGCAGCUCCAGGCACCGGCCAAAUAAACAGAUCUCUGGUGUGAGCUCAGGGUGCCAGCAGGGUGGCUGUCUGACCUGCUCUGACUACAAUGGCUGCCUGUCCUGCAAGCCACGCUUCUUCAUGCAUUUGGAGAGGAUUGGGAUGAAGCAGAUCGGGGUGUGCAUGACUUCCUGUCCUCCAGGCUUUUACGGCACACGCUCCCCAGAAAGAAACACCUGCACAAAGUGCAGGUCGGAGUGCGACUCCUGCUUCUACAAGAACUUCUGCACACACUGCCGAGCAGGAUUCUUCCUUCACCUGGGCAAGUGCCAGGAGAACUGCCCAGAGGGGCUGGUCCGCAGUGACACACAGAGGGAGUGUGUUCCCAGGUGCCAUGCAGAGUGUGAGGUGUGUGUGAACAGUGAGACAUGCACACAGUGCAGGCCAGGCCGGUACCAGCUCAGCGGGAGGUGCCACCAUGUCUGUCCAGAGGACUACGAGCCUAAUGGCAUACUCAUGGAGUGCACACCACAAGUGCACUGCGAGGUGGGUGAGUGGAGCGAGUGGAGCCCAUGCUCUCGGUCCGGUAAAACCUGUGGGUUCAAGCGAGGACAGGAGACCCGCACACGGCAGCUCCUCCAGUCUCCAUCACCCUUUGGCAAUCCCUGCCCUGGGAUGUCAGAAACCAAAGAGUGCCUGGUCAAGAGGAGGAAAUGUCCAGGACGGAGGAAGAAUGAGCGAAGAGAACAGAGGAAUCGCAACAACCGAAAAGAUAAGGAGAACCAAGAGGGGCGACGGGAGAGGAAGAGAGAAAGGGAGCGAGAGAGGGACCCGGGUGAACGUGAGGACUCUGAUAACAGGAACAAAACGGAGCACAGGCAUCGCAGAGGCCACGACACAGACCCAGUGUCCCCUGAAGACGGCCUUGUACAGUAGUGCUCUGGACAGACAAAUUCUAACGCCUCCCCACCCUCCUCCUGUUAUCCUCCCAUUCUUCCUCCUCCACAACUCUCCCAUCCUCACCCACUGUUCACCCCUCUCGACCCCUCUCUGCAGGGGUGUUGCUGCUACCUGUAUGAUUUGAAUAUAAUGUUAAUGCACAAGCGAUUUGGGGCACAUUCAGCCACAAGGCUUGGGCCACUUUUUUUUCCUAACCUGUAGCCUUCACUUCCACCACUGAGAGAGUGUCUCUGUUGAAAUGUGCAGGAGACACUGCCGAGACUGCUGUUGGGACUGAAGAACAAAGCGAGAAAUUCAAAUGUCUGUGACUGUGUGGUGGACUGGCAGGCUGGCAGACACACGGACAGAGAGACAAAGACGUUAUACUAUGUGCUAGUUGAUUUGGUUAUUUAAUGGGGCCCUGGUACAUUGCGCGUCUUGGUUUUUGAAUGUAGAUUUUGCAACAUUAUGUAGAACAUUUGUUUAUUGUUGUUGUUCCUGUAUAGAUCCUGUAUAGAUCUCUAUACUUUAUUUUAUUUGGUGCAGAAUUUGUAAAGAAAAAAUAAAAGUGAGUUUGCUAAUUGCCAUCUUGUGACAUUUUUAUAAUCACUACCAGUGAGAACCUUCAUGCUAUGAAUCAAAGGAUCAUGGUCAAAAACUGACUAACAUGUGUUCUGUACAUCUUGGACAAAAGCUAGUUUGAUCCAGAUAAGUGAUGAAUCUAAUCUACCAUUGGUUUUUCUUUUUGUGUAAAUGGAAUCUGUGCUCUCAGUAAAGCUCCUUGACUUAGAACCAAAAGCACCUGUAUGUCAAAUAAAACUAUAAUGGGUUUGUA